GGAGGGGUUGUAGUGACGCUGCGAAGCCCUUUGGUGCUGAGCUGAACAUCGCUUUUCACCUGCAGUUGAGCGCCAGAGGACUCGGGACGGUUUGCACUAGACAAGCGCCUAAAACAUCGCGGACGGAGCUGAGGAAGGAGACUGGAGGAAGCGCAGGAUAAAUAUCCGUAAUAUAGAAAAUAAAGAUUUUCUGUGCGAGAAAAUCAGCCGAAUCGCGGGUCUCCCUCUCGCUCCGAUUUCUUGCGACAAUGAAAACGGGCUUCGUUAUAUUACUGAUGACCACCACAAUACUGAGCACAUCUUGGGGGAAUUAUGACCUACCGUCUAAGCCACCGUGCAGACCUGGAUUCUCAGAGAGUUUUUAUACAGUGUUUGUUUCGAGGGAUAUACUACAAGGUCAGAGCAUUCUCAAAGAUACCGUGGUGUCCUCAGGAAGUGUCAAGUUUGACAGCUGCAGGGAGGACGAGGCCGUGGGGUUCGAGAGCAGUGACCCAAGCUUCAAAGUGCGGAAGGACGGCUCCAUCUACGCGGAGAGAGAUGUCUCCAGCCUCCUGGAGCCCAUGCAGUUCAUGGUGACGGCCCGCAGCAGUCCGGACAUGCCAGUCUGGGAGACCACCAUCAAACUGGCCUUGGCAGGAUACUCCCCGCCCCCACCCACUGCGCCCACUGCGCGUAUCGCAGAGGGAGAGAGACCAACUCCUGACACCCAGCCGCAGACCAGUGUCAUCACUUUUCCACGGACACGGCUGAUGGGCUCCAGUGGGCUGCGACGGCAAAAGCGGGACUGGGUCAUCCCACCAAUCAACGUGCCAGAAAACUCCAGAGGUCCCUUCCCACAGAUGCUUGUCAGCAUUCGCUCCGACCAGGACCGACAGAUCCAGAUACGAUACAGCAUCACAGGUGUGGGUGCUGACCAGCCGCCCAAUGAGGUGUUCAGCAUUGACCCUGUGGCAGGGAAGAUGUUCGUCACCAAGCCCCUCGACAGAGAGGAGAGGUCAUCCUACCAUCUUAGAGCACAUGCAGUAGACAUGAACGGCAACAAGGUGGAGAACCCCAUUGACCUCUACAUCUACGUCAUUGACAUGAACGACAACCGCCCAGAGUUCCGCAACCAGGUCUACAACGGAUCAGUGGACGAGGGAUCCAAACCAGGCUCCUAUGUGAUGAAAGUUACAGCCCACGAUGCAGACGACGACACCACGGGCAACGGGAUGGUGCGCUACCGCAUCCUGUCCCAGUCUCCCCACAGCCCCAUCCCCAACAUGUUCACCAUCAACAGCGAGACGGGCGACAUCAUCACUGUAGCUGCUGGCCUAGAUCGCGAGAAAGUCUCCCAGUACACGAUCAUCAUCCAGGCCACCGACAUGGAGGGCAACCUGAACUUCGGGCUGUCCAACACCGCCACCGCCAUCAUCUCCGUGACGGACGUGAACGACAACCCGCCGGAGCUGACGGCCAGAACGUUUUCAGGAGAAGUGCCGGAGAACAGAGUCAACAUCGUGGUGGCCAACCUGACAGUGAUUGACAGGGACCAGCCACACACACCCAACUGGAACGCAGUCUACAGGAUCGUCAGCGGAGAUCCCUCUGGCCACUUCACCAUACGCACGGACCCCGUGACCAACGAUGGCAUGGUCACCGUAGUGAAGCCGGUGGACUACGAGAUGAACCGGGCCUUCAUGCUGACCGUGGUGGUGUCCAACCAGGCUCACCUGGCCAGCGGCAUACAGUCAUCCCUGCAGUCCACAGCGGGGGUCACUAUCUCUGUGGUGGACAUCAACGAGCCGCCGUUCUUUCCGUCCAACCCCAAGCUGGUGCGCUUCGAGGAGGGCGUGCCCGCCGGCACCACGCUCACCACCUUCUCCGCCAACGACCCCGACCGCUUCAUGCAGCAGAUAGUCAGGUACUCCAAACUCUCCGAUCCAGCAAACUGGCUCAGCAUCAACACAACCAAUGGGCAGAUCAUAACGAUGGCCAUGCUCAACCGAGAGUCCAUUUUUGUGAAGAACAACAUCUAUGAAGCCACGUUCUUGGCAGCAGAUAAUGGAUCUCCCCCAGCUAGCGGCACGGGAACGCUGCAGAUCUACCUGAUCGACGUGAACGACAACGCACCCGAGCUGCUGCCCAAGGAGGCUCAGAUCUGCGAGCGCAUCAGCGCGCACGGCAUCAACAUCACGGCCGCCGACGCUGAUGUCGACCCCAACGUGGGCCCCUUCAUCUUCGAGCUGCCUGCUUUCCCCUCCAGCGUGCGUCGCAACUGGACCAUCUCCCGGCUGAACGGUGACUACGCCCAGCUAAAUCUGCGCAUCCAGUACCUGGAGUCCGGCGUGUACGAUGUGCCGGUGAUCGUGUCCGACUCGGGGAACCCACCUCUGUCCAACAGGUCCGUUAUCAAGGUGAAGGUGUGCCCAUGUGACGAGAACGGGGACUGCACCACCGUGGGGGCCGUGGCGGCGGCCGGCCUGGGCACUGGAGCCAUCAUCGCCAUCCUCAUCUGCAUCAUCAUACUGCUCA
This is a messenger RNA of Paramormyrops kingsleyae, 2514 nucleotides long. The record is from RefSeq and is a predicted model, not a curated record. Lineage: Eukaryota; Metazoa; Chordata; Actinopteri; Osteoglossiformes; Mormyridae.